Messenger RNA from Xenia sp. Carnegie-2017, 2453 nucleotides. RefSeq names its product neurogenic locus notch homolog protein 2-like. The record is from RefSeq and is a predicted model, not a curated record. Gene Ontology annotation, molecular function: calcium ion binding. Gene Ontology annotation, cellular component: extracellular matrix. Lineage: Eukaryota; Metazoa; Cnidaria; Anthozoa; Malacalcyonacea; Xeniidae. The annotation marks the transcript as partial. The transcript has 14 exons.
AAAGGAUAUACAUUCUCGUGUGAAUGUGCUGAUGGUUUUAAAGGCAAAACCUGUGAAGUUGGAGUUUGUGAUCAUUCCCCUUGCAAAAAUGGUGCCCAAUGUCUUUUUGAGGGCAAUUCAUACAAAUGUAACUGUCCUCCUAACUUUGUUGGAUUUCACUGUGAAAAGGAGCUUCCAAGUCCUUGCAAGCCAAAUCCAUGCAAAAAUGGUGGACAAUGCAACGUAUUUGGCAACAGUUACACGUGUAAGUGCAAGCCUAAGUUUGGCGGUAACAACUGUGAACAUUCUGAAACGUCAUGUUAUGCUUCUGGUGAUCCUCAUUACACCUCAUUUGAUGGCAAAAGAUUCGAUUUCAUGGGAGACUGUGAAUACGUGUUUGCAAAAGACUGUAGCAAAGACAAACUUUUUGAAGUCCGUACUAAAAACGUUAUUUGUGGAAAGAGUGCGACCUGUACAAAAUAUGUCAGCAUCAUUAUAGCUGGAAACUCAAUUUUGAUGACACGUCAGCGUGGUACAGCAGUUGUAAAUAGGGUUAGGCUGUCAAAGUUCCCAAUAAUCCGUCCCGGAUUCGAAAUCACCAAUCCCAGUAGGAGUUCGCUGAUUGUUAAAACUCACAUCGGAGUAUCAGUGAGUUGGAACUUUUGGAUGAAUGUAAAGGUCACAGUUUCUGGUAAAUACAAGGGAAAGUUAUGCAACACAUCUCUAUGUGGCAACAACAAUGGUGAUAAAAAUGACGACAUUCACUACAGUAAAAGAUGUGCUCCACCACCAGCAGUGUGUAUUCCUGAUUCCAAAAAGAAAGCAGCGAUGAAUAAAUGUCACUUGAUGAGCGAUAUUAGCUCUCCGUUCUACCGUGCAUGUAAUCGAUUUAGUAGCGCGGAAACUUUGAUCAGUAAUUGCAAAUAUGACGCAUGUCGUUGCAUCGAUCCAAUGAAAUGUGUUUGUAACGCUUUUGCUGCUUACAGUAAACUUUGUGUUGAAUAUGGUGGUGUUCUUGACUGGAGAUUCAAUGGAACUUAUUUGUAUCCAAAACUCAAAGAAUGUGAACAAACAUGCAGCAACAAAGAAGAAAUUUUCACAGAAUGUGGAUCUGCUUGUGCAAAAACAUGUCGUGAUAUAUCACGUGGUCUAAACUGCAGUGAAACCUGCAUUCCCGGUUGUUAUUGUCCCAAAGGAUCUUACUUGGAUGACAAGAAUCAUUGUGUUCCUGUGAAGAAAUGCCCAUGUUUCUUUGAAGGAAAGUAUUAUAAAGCUGGCGAAAAUGUCAAAGUUGGACGAUGUAAAACAUGUACGUGUAAUAUGGGAGCUAUGGCUUGUGUCAAAGAUCGAAAAUGCUCCACUAAUGGUCCUUGUGAGUCUUUCCCUUGUAAAAAUGACGGUGCUUGUAGCGAGAAUGGGAAUAGUUUCAUUUGUACUUGUACCAAAGAAUAUAAAGGAAAAACAUGUGAAGUUCCAGUACCAACACCGUGUGACUCGCGUCCUUGUAAAAAUAACGGUAUUUGUACAAACAACGGAAGUACAUUUUCGUGCGAAUGUGAUUAUGGUUUUGAAGGCAAAACGUGCGAAGUUAUGAAUCCAUGUGCAAAACAACCAUGUAAAAAUGACGGUGUUUGUAAAACGAAUGGAUCUUCUUAUCAAUGUGAAUGUAAAUUUGGUUUCAGAGGAAAGACUUGCCAAUAUAUUGAUGCUUGUACUAAAAAUCCAUGUAAGAAUGGUGGUACUUGUACAAAUGUUGGAUCUUCUCAUCAAUGUAAAUGUACAUCUGAUUUUACUGGAAAGAAUUGUGAGGUCAGUGCUUUACCUGUCUGCACUAAUGCAGAUUGGACGAAAUCUUUUAACAAAAAGGGAUGGUCAAAAUGUCGUACCAAAAAUAAUUUUAUCACUGGCUUAUAUCGCAGCAGAUAUACCAGAAGAUUUGAUAGAAUUUCCCGUCUAGAGCAUGCAAAAUGCUGCACAUCUCAUCCAAAAUAUACUGCACAAAAAAGUAUAUGCGUAAAUGGUAACUGGUGGAAUUCUUUCAACAGAAAAGGCAAAUGGAGUGUUUGCCCAAGAGGCUAUUUUCUAAAUGGUCUCUAUCGUUCUCGUGGUAACCGAUUACGCAACAUCGAGGCAGGAAAAUGUUGCAAACCUGUGAAUCCUCCCAACAAAUAUGGUUCUUGUCAUUAUCAAUAUGUCAAAUACAAAUUAAGCAAGAAAGGUUGGGUGACAUGUAAUGGAAAGAAAUUCUACAUCACUGGGUUCAAAAGAGAUUGUCGUGGCAGUUGGCUUCACGACAUUGCUGUUUUCAAAUGCUGUGAAAUGUGGACUGCUUGAAGCUCUUUAGCAUCUCCUCAAUUAAUCGAAAGGAAAGUUUUGCUCUUAGGAAAAAAGCGAUAGCCGAAGUUGCUUAUAGAAAGAAUUUGUUUAGAUACUUACUUAGCAUAUUGUUCAAUAAAAAUUUGCAGAAAAAAAAA